Messenger RNA from Physeter macrocephalus (sperm whale), 9943 nucleotides. RefSeq names its product solute carrier family 38 member 9 (gene SLC38A9). The transcript has 16 exons. Gene Ontology annotation, biological process: amino acid transmembrane transport. The record is from RefSeq and is a predicted model, not a curated record. Gene Ontology annotation, molecular function: L-amino acid transmembrane transporter activity. Lineage: Eukaryota; Metazoa; Chordata; Mammalia; Artiodactyla; Physeteridae. The coding region runs from base 385 to 2490 and encodes 701 amino acids.
CCUAGGCCGUUGCCUUUUCCUGUUCAGGGGAUGAGAAGCCUUGCCGCAGCAAGUUGAGAAGUUUUGGGGGAGGGGUGUCCUCCUUCCCGCCGAGCUCUCUGAGAUUAAGGGCUUGGCCUGCUCAGGUAGAGCACGUUCCGGGUCUUGCAAACUCAUCUCCCGGGAGGCAGCGGAGGGAAAGCGGGGGACGCGGCUGCUAAGGCUGAGCUUGCGACGGAGUCGGCUGUUACCCGGGGAAGUUCUUCAGGGAAACGCCUCGGAACAGUGGCUUCUUGCGGGAGCGGUGAGGCCAAAGCCGGGGCCCGCGGAGACCGGUCCGGAGAGGCGACGCGCGUUCCUACAGGGCUCGGUACUGACUUCUUCAGUGCUUAGAGUCUGAGAAAAAUGGCAAAUAUGGAUAGUGAUUCUAGCCAUCUUCUCAUCCCUGAGGUAGAUAAUGAAAUAAAUCCCGGACCUAUGAAUAUCCAGUUUGAUUCAUCAGAUAUAAGAACCAAAAGGCCUUUCUAUAUAGAGCCCACAAACAUCGUCAAUGUGAAUGAUGUCAUUCAGAGGGUUAGUGACCAUGCCUCUGCAAUGAACAAGAGGAUUCAUUACUACAGCCGGCUCACUGCUCCUGCAGACAAGGCACUGGUUGCCCCAGAUCAUGUAGUUCCAGCUCCAGAAGAGUACUAUGUGUAUAGUCCAUUAGGUUCUGCUUAUAAACUUCAAAAUUACACUGAAGGAUACAGUAAAAACACCAGUUUAGUAACCAUUUUUAUGAUUUGGAAUACCAUGAUGGGAACAUCUAUACUAAGUAUUCCUUGGGGCAUAAAACAGGCUGGGUUUACUACUGGAAUGUGUGUCAUCAUGCUGAUGGGCCUUUUAACACUUUAUUGCUGCUACAGAGUGGUGAAAUCACGAGCUAUGAUAUCAUCAGUGGAUACCACUACCUGGGAAUAUCCAGAUGUCUGCAGAUAUUAUUUUGGCUCCUUUGGGCAGUGGUCAAGUCUCCUUUGCUCCUUGGUGUCUCUCAUUGGAGCAAUGAUAGUGUAUUGGGUGCUUAUGUCUAAUUUUCUUUUUAAUACUGGAAAGUUUAUUUUUAACUUUAUUCAUCACAUUAAUGACACAGAUGCUAUACUGAGCACCAACGAUAGCAACCCUGUGAUUUGUCCAAGUGCCAGGAGUGGUGACCAUCCUGACAAUGGCUCUAUGAUUUUCUACACCAAUGACUCGGGACUCCAGCAGUUUGAAAAGUGGUGGAAUAAGUCCAAGACAGUGCCCUUUUACCUCAUAGGGCUCCUCCUGCCACUGCUUAAUUUCAAAUCUCCUUCAUUUUUUUCAAAAUUUAAUAUCCUAGGCACAGUUUCCAUUCUCUACUUGAUAUUUCUUGUCACCUUGAAGGCUAUUCGCUUGGGAUUUCAUUUGGAGUUUCAUUGGUUUAUGCCAACAGAAUUUUUUGUCCCAGUCUGUUCUACACCUAGCAGAUGGAGUGGUAUGACAAAGCAGAUAGUUCAGUUGCCUCCUUGUCACCAGGUGGUAAACCCACAUUAUAUUUUACAAAAAUGGAGAAUCAAGAGGAAAUUGGCAAACAAACACAAAAGUGCAAAAAUGAAACAAAAAGUAAUAAUGGUGGAAAUGAAAUUUGAAUCAAACAUAUUUGACUGUGGAAAUGUUGACAUUGCUGCCAUUCGAGAGACUCUAGGUAUGCAGCCAGAGGAACUUAGGGAAGGUGAAAUUAUCAACAUGAAUGAAGAAAGUGGUUGUGAUGAAAAGGAUGAAGAUGUCCCAGAGGAAGUGACACUAUCAAAAAACUUCACAUUGAAAGAAUUCUUAGCGAUACUUCACAACAUUGAAAUCACAAAAAAUGGAAUGUUGGAAGCUGAUGAAAACUUAGAAGAAAGGAAUAUGACAGUUCACCAAAGCAUAGAAAAGAAGUUUGCUCUUACAAUUAUACCUAUUCAACAUUAUGGAAAUUUUAUUCUCUCUUUACAGGUGAGGGACUUGUCCAUUGCUUAUAUGCUGGUGACAUUAACUUAUUUCUAUAUUGGAGUCCUGGUUUUUGUUUCAUUUCCUUCACCACCAUUAUCCAAAGAUUGUAUAGAGCAGAAUUUUUUAGACAACUUCCCUAGCAGUGACAUCCUGUCCUUCAUUGCAAGGAUAUUCCUGCUGUUCCAGAUGAUGACUGUAUAUCCACUCCUAGGCUACUUGGCUCGUGUCCAGCUGUUGGGCCAUAUCUUCGGUGACAUUUAUCCUAGCAUUUUCCACGUGUUGAUUCUUAAUCUAGUUAUUGUGGGAGCUGGCGUGCUCAUGGCCUGUUUCUACCCAAACAUAGGAGGAAUCAUAAGAUAUUCAGGAGCAGCAUGUGGCCUGGCCUUUGUAUUCAUAUAUCCAUCUCUCAUCUAUAUAAUUUCCCUCUACCAAGAAGAGCGUCUAACAUGGCCUAAGUUAAUCUUUCACAUUUUCAUCAUUAUUUUGGGCCUGGCUAACCUAAUUGUUCAGUUUUUUAUGUGAAAUAGUCAACUGUCUUCUCCAGAUCUUUCAUGGUGUUUUGAACUCUGACAACAGUUCCACAUAAACUCACUUGUAAAUGCUGUUGUUGCUGUAAUUAUUAAUGUUUUCCUAAGGUAAUUUGAAACCAAGGGAAAUAGUGGUCCAUUAAUAAGUAAUUCUUGUUAGAAUGGGGAAAAGGGCAGUAAGAGUGGUCUUAAUCUCUUUACCUUUUUCGUAUUCACUCAUCUCUUCAUUCUCACUGUCUUUUCUGAGUAGAAAUGUAUGCCCCUAGGAAAAAUCAUGCUGGGUUUUGCUUUUAGAGAUGUAGGGUGGGUGGGUUUAUUCUGGCUACAAUAAUGAUUCUCAGAGUGUCAGAGCAACUAUAUUGCCAGAUCCCAUUUCUGUUUUAUGUUUCAGUUAUUCACUUUUAUUUUAUUACUUGCUAUAUCAUUUCUGCAGUUUGCCCAAACCUUUACUGUUUUGGACAGUAAACCAAAUACCUCAUUUUAAAAAAGAAGUGUCCAUGACAUCAGUGUUAGAGUGAAUUCUUGCUGUGAGCCCUUAAUCUCUGUUUUAAAAAAGAAAGAAGGGGGCUUCCCUGGUGGCGCAGUGGUUGGGAGUCCGCCUGCCGAUGCAGGGGAUACGGGUUCGUGCCCCGGUCUGGGAAGAUCCCACAUGCCGCGGAGCGGCUGGGCCCGUGAGCCAUGGCCACUGAGCCUGCGCGUCCGGAGCCUGUGCUUCGCAACGGGAGGGGCCACAACGGUGAGAGGCUCACGUACCGCAAAAAAAAACAAAAAAAAAAAACAAUGUCAGAACAGGCCCCAUGGUCAUGAAACUUAUGUAAAAUAAAGGAACUAGGAGAGAGUUUGUUGCUAUCUGAUUCCUCUUCUGUUUCUAAUCCAGUUCCAGUUCCCCAAGCCACAUUUUGCAUAGGAACAAGUAUUGUCCUCAUAGACCCAAGGAGCUCUUUGGCUUUUUGGACCCCUGAGGAUUGCAUAGGAUGUGAUGACAGGACCAGUGGGGAAGAAUAUAGGAAGCAUGGAAGAGAGGGAUAUAUGAGGCAUUAAGGGAAUAGAGAGGGCCCAGAAAGAGUGAGGCCUCCUUAAAAGUGUAUUCUCUGCUGGGGGUGAAAGUGAUUUCUUCAGCACAGGAAAGGAUUACUUCUAUUCAAAGUAUGACCUCCAGAAGGAGACCCCCUCAACUUACUUCUGUAACUGUCAGGGUAGAGGUUAAAUCGCCAAAAGAAAAACUACUUGGAUCUGAGAAAAUGGUUAGGGAAUCUUAAUUCUUUGAUUAACACUCUCCUCUUUUUCUUUCAAACUAAAAGCUAAACCAAAAUCUAAAUCCAUGUCUUUCAUGUAACAUAGCCUCCAUGUUCAGCUGGAAAAGUUAGAUUUCUCUAAUUUUAUGGUAACAUUAAACAGUGUAUUGUGUUAAUACACAUCCCAAGAUAAUGUGUAGAUUUGUGUUAUUUUCCUUCGUUUGUGGAAGACAGGUGAAAUGGUUUUUUAAACCUGGUAAAGAGCUCCAGAUUCAAGACCAGCCGUUCUUCCUUUUAGCAGAGCUUUCUAUCUAGUCCAUAGACCCAUACCUAUACUGAUGAACUGUAUUGCCUAAAGCUCUUUUUUAAAAAGUCUCAUUAUGAAAAUUCUCAAGCAUACACAAAAGUAGAAAAAAAUAAUACGAUAAAUCCCGCCAUACCCAUCCCCUACAUUUAGUAAUUAUAAGACUUUGCCACAUUGCUCACCUAUCCCCCUUUUUUUCUUUUCCACUGAAACAUUUUAAAGUCAAUCUUCAAGUUAAUGUCCACUGAAACAUUUUAAAGUCAAUCUUCAAGUUAACAUCAUUUCAUCUCUAAAAACCUUAAUAUGCACUUGAACUUAGUUACAUUUGUUGAGGGAGACAGUCUCUGAAGUUUUUUGUUGUUGUUGUUAGCAGAAACUGCUGGUAGAAGUUAGGUAAUUAUAAAAUUCUGCAUUACGUGUCUGGAUCCCUGUGUUAACCUCUCUUAGAACAGGAAUAUAAGGCGUGGAGAAAAUGUGUCUCUGUGCCUCUGCAUCUUUAUGACUUGAGAGUUUUAUUCAGUUAGAGACAUAGGAAUCAAAAGCCAGACCUUGAGAGAUCUUCCAGGCUUAAUCCUUGUUUAUCUCUAGUUGCCUCCCUUGUCUUUAAAAACUAAAGAGACAAAGUUGCAUUGCCUUUAAUGUUUUAACACAUAGAAAAGUGAUUUGAUAUAUUUUUGCGCAUUUAAUAAUCAAAGUGAAUAUGAAAGUGAAUGCAUUAUUGAUUAAACUAAAAAGCAACGUGAUAUUUGCUUUUUGUUUUCUUUAAGAGACUUGCUGAUUUAGAAUUUCCAAAAUCCUAUGUUAGACUUAUGCUGAAUGACUUUGCCUCCUUAGGUUUUUCUUCACAAAACCAGCUCCUUUGGCCGAUUAAUUAACUUGGUUGGAAAACUCUUUGUGUACGUGUGUCCUGGCUCACAAAUUAGAAUGAUGAGAUGAGAUCUCAUUCUGAUCAUAUUACAAUUAAUUUUAGACUUUCUCUGCUAUCAUCUCUUUGAAUUUUCUAAUUAAAUUUCUUUCACUUUUUGCUCUGAUAUGGUUAAUCUUAGUUUCUUUGAAUUUAGCUUAUUUAACACAUAACUGAGGACGUUAUAAAAUUUAAAAUAGCUUGUUUAGAGAGCUCUUCCUUGGAAAGGCUCUGGAUGAAUAUGUGGUAUGCUAAUACUACGCCAGAAAGGACAAAGAAAUAUGCUUUGACAUUUGACACCUAUGGAUGAUCAUCCAAAAUCAGUUUCAUCAUCACACCCAAAAAAUGUAUUGGAAUAAAGAAUAAAUUUACCCACAAAAAGGGACUGUAUUAGAGGGAAAUAGUCACUUCAUUUACGCUAAAUAUAUUUCGCAAAUACAAUACAGCCACUAAAUGUAGAGGCAGAAGAGUUUUUGGUUUCUACUUGGAGUUCAUUAGGAGAAUUUUUUUAUCUGUAUUUUGACUUACUCAUUUCCAUAAAUAAUUGAAUAACUACUAUCAGGGAGGGGGAAAUUUCCCCCCAUCCCUCUUGAGUUCUUUUGGCUGGUCUAAUAAUUAAAUUGACCCAAGACAUAUUAACGGGAGAAAGAAGCAAAACAGAGCAAUUUAAUUUGCAUGUGUAGAAUUCUCAUAGAAAUGGGACCCCCGAAGUGACCAAAGCAAGCUGUUCAUAUAUCAUUUUUAGACAAAGAUUUGUGAAGAUUUAACUUAAGCUAGGGAGCAAACUGAUGAAGAAGUAACAUUUGUUUAUAGUAUAGCUUUUUAAGCCUUGAGUUCCCUAACUCGAGUGAUAAGGACGCUUUGUAGCCUCCUGGUAUAGGGAGGAUACCUUCACCUGGGAGAUUUAUUUCUCGCUUUCAUGGGGAAGGGGGAAGUCAGAGUGUUUUUUAUAUCUUUUGUUUCCACCAGCUGUUUCUCAAGUAACUUUAAUUCAAAAUAAUCACUAUGCCACUGUGGUGUAUCUUGGGGCAGCCUGUCCUGAGCCCCAGCACUACCAUGUUCAGUACUUUGGAGAAGGCAAAUAUGUAUAAGACAUCACUCAUAUCCUAAAGGAACUUGUGGUCUAGUAGAGGAACUACGCCUACAGUUAACUAUAAUGCAAGGCACUUUCAGACAAAUAGAAACAGAUCCCUUCCAGUCGGGAUCCUCAGGGAGGGCAGGUAAAGGAAGCUGAGUGGUAAAGCUGCAAGGACACAUUUUCAGCCUUCUCCUAAUAACUGUCCAAAAUUUUAGGUGUUUGAUACAUUCACCAUCAAGUGGGAUCUUCUAAAGUGUAAUUGCUUUUACUUUGGCAAAUUUUCUCUAAGAUAAGUUUUGUAAGAAGUAUUUAACUGCUUCUGUAUACUGUUUAUUGUUCUCUUUGCAUUUUAACACUGCAAGAUUCACUUCUGUGAAUCUUGGACAGCAAAGUACAAUUGGUCAAUAGGGGAAAUAAUCAGUAACACAUUGGGCAGUACAAACAGAAAGAUUCUGUAAGAUUUUCUCUCCAAAAAUUUGACUUAUUUAUCUGUAUUCAAAACGUCAAACGUUUGGACUCAUUGAUUAGAGCAGAAAAUAUUGAUGCUGCUUAUUUUCUUUACAAAGCACUGACCUGUUGCUUUUUAGAAUCUGGUCGUGGUUAUGUGGUGGUAGUUUGUUUUCUCAUCCCAAUUCGAACGUCCAAAAGAAAAUCCAAAUCUAGCUGACACCUAAACAAUAGAAUGUUACAUUAGUUUGUUGUCCAAAAUGGAACGCGCACAAGGCAGCCUGGCUGGCCCCAGUUUCACAGUCGACUGCCGACUUCACUUCAGAUUAUGUAAACAUGUAUUGCAAAACAGCUCUGACGGGAACCUCAUAACCUAAACAUUAUUCUCUGAAAUGUAAUUUGUUGUCUUUUUAUAUAAAAGAAGAAAUUAAAUCAAAAUUAUUUUGAAGAAAAACGACUCUGGGCUUUUGUUUAAUUGAACUUUGCCAGGAAAUGCCAUUGCCUAGUAGCACUGACCCCAGGGUAGAAGGAGUCCAUCUUUUGCAGGGUCAGACUUCUCAAGUGACUCUGCGUGUGUCACAUCAGGUCACUCAAGUGACCGAUGCAUGUCUCACAUGCCCUCCGUCAUGUUCUUGAUCCUAAAAAAAAAAGGUGUAUGCUUUGUAUGUUAACCAAAACCUAAAAUGAUCAUCUCUUUUGGACAAUAAACUUUGUGACUUCUCCCUCUAAGAGCAUUUCAGAAUGAAUGUGGCACUUCAGAUAAGUGUAGCCCAGUUUCUGGCAAAGAGCUUAGUAUCAUAAUCUUACAGAGCCAUUUAAGGCAAUAGAGAGCUCUAAUCUUCUGCCUGCCUUAAGUAAAAUUCCUUUUUUCCCCCAAUGUCAUUUUUUAAAAAUAUUUCUCAACUCUUCUGCAAAGAUAAAAUAAGGCUAUGUCUUUUAAAAGAUUAAAAAUUCCUCCAUUCUCCUUAUUCAUCUCAGGCCAUAAAGUACAGGGCUGGGAUAGGGAUUAGAAAGAGCACACUCUCUGCAGAUUUUUCCUCCUUUGGGUCUCUCUUGAUAUCCCAAGUAAUCCAACUGUGUUUUGUUUUAACAGACACUUAAUAUACAGUUGUUUAAUCAAUCAAUUAAUGAGGCAGGAUUCCACUUUAAUGGAAAACAAUAAUUGCUACUUUUUAAGAGUUUUUCGUUUCUACUUGGAGUUCAAUACCCAAAAAAAAAAAAAAAAAAAAAAAAUUGGGCCAGUCAGGUUCAGAAUUAGUCUCUCGGCCAAUAUUUAAGUACUAACCGGAUGCCAGACUCUGUGCUAAGCACAGAGCAUCCAGUGGUGAACAAGGUGGAUGUGGCCCUGACAGCAUCCUUGCCCACCCUCUGAACUCCGGCAGCUGGUCAUUUUCCAAGAUAAAACUUUAAUUAAUAAUCACACAAAGUUAUGUAGACAUGUGGACAAAAACUGGAAGGGGCCACAGAAGAAUAAAUGUGGGUUACCUGUUGAAGUGAUGAGAUUCUAGGUGAAUCAUUUAUGUUGUUACUUUAUUAUCUGCAUGACAAACUUUCUAAAAGGAUGUCUGUAUUAAAAGAAGGCUUGUAAAAAUAGACCUAUACUCAAGCCAUGAAGUAAAGGACCAACUUAGAAAGAUUUGGGAUGUGGGAUAGAGGUCAUUGGUUACAGGGCAGGUCCAGGUUUAGUGGGGCCUGAAGUUAUAUAAUUUGUUCUUCGCUCUUAAGGAAAAACAUACAAAAUUGGGAAGAACCCCAUACAAGUGAGGAUCCCUUGCUUUAACGUUUUUUAGCUUUAAGGUAAAUCAUCCACACAGCUCUGGGGACGGGAUUUAGAAGACUGAAGGAGGUGUAAUGAAGAAAAGUUUCAGCACUCGGAUAUGUCAAGCUUUGAGUGCCUCUGCUACCUUUAAGAACUGCAACUUUUACUAGAUCUGAGCCUUUACUUCUCAAAGAGUCUAAUUGGAUUUAGCAAAAUAGCAUGGGAUACAAAUUCAGUAAUGGUUAAUUUGGGAUCACAAUAGGACAUUUUUCUUUUUUAGAUUAGAGAGGUUUUACUUGGGAAUGGGUUUUGCAGCAGGGGGGUUUCCUUUUAACUUUACAGAAAUAAUAGAGUUCAAAGAUUCUGUUUGUCAAAUACCUAUUCAGUGAAUCUUAGAGAUGAGGAACAUUUUAAGGGCUCUUGAUGCAGAAAACAAGCCACCAAAAGCAACAUUAGAAUAAGGUAACAUUUAUUUAUUCAUACUUUGUCCCAGAGGGACCUAUUUUCACUACAAUAAAGUAAAAUCAACUUUGCACAAUUAAGUCUCUUUUUUUUAGAGACUAAAUUAGAAUUUUAUGACACUCCUUGAGAGGAAACUAUUCAAAUAAUUAUACCUUUUAUAAUUUUAUAGUUCUUUGUAGCUCAUAUUAUAGUUCUUUAUUGUAGGUAGAUAAAGCAUAAUUCAAUGCAGUAAACGUACUGAUGAUUGUCCUAGAAUUGGAAAUGCAAAUAUAGAGUUAUCCUUCCCAGUGCUGCUAGAAUUCUCUUAGUGUAACAUGACCCUGAUGAUAUCCCUCCGCUGUAAAAUCCUUCAGUGCCCCAGUAGAAAAAUGGGCAGGGGCCUUUGUAACAGACAGCUCUCAGAGGAACAACUGCAAGUUAACAUGCAGAUUUUAAAAGAUCAGAGUCAAAAUACUGAUCUGUGCUAACGAAUAAACCUCAAAAACAUGGAAGUGAAGGAAGCUAGAUGCAAAAGACUAACAGUUCCAUUUAUAUGAAAUGUCUAGAAAGGGCAAAUUUAUAGGAACAGAAAGCAAAAUAGUAGUUGCCUGUGUCUGGGGGUGGGAGCAUGGAUUCACUGUAUCUGGCUAUGUGGAGGAGAUUUUCUAGGGUGAUAGAAAUGUUCUGAAAGUGGAUUGUGGUAAUAGUUGCACAACUAUAUAAUUACUAAAAUCAUUGAAUUGUACACUUACAUUGAAUUUUAUGAAGUGUAAAUUAUCCCUUGAAGCAGUUUUUAAAAACGUUCAACCUCAGAAAAGUAAUUUAAAAUGCUUUCUACUUGUCGAAUACUAAAAUAAUAAUAACUAUUAUUAUUAUUAUACACUGACAAAGGUAUGGGAAUGAACACUCAUAAAACACAAGUGGUUGGUGUAAAAGUGGGUGUAAACUUUCUGAAGGUAAUUUGACAAUAUGCAUCAAAGCCUCAAAAUGCUCAUAUACUUUGGCUCACUUCCAGAUGUAUGUCCUAAUUGGAAGGUGUGGAUAUAUAAACACAAAGAGAUAUUUAUCUCUUUACUAUUUGUAAUGGAAAAAUUAGAAACAACCUAAAUGUCCAACAAUAGGAGAUAAAUUAUAGAAUACCCAUCAAUAGAAUACUGUUUAGCUAUUUAAAAUGAUGAUGCAAAUGCCUAUAUGUAAUAAGUGUCAAAAAGAUGUUUAUAAAUAUAAGUGUGAAGAGAGUACAAUUAUGUAUAGAAUUUAAAACAUUUGUGUAUAUAUAU